Paramuricea clavata is the source of this 998-nucleotide messenger RNA. Lineage: Eukaryota; Metazoa; Cnidaria; Anthozoa; Malacalcyonacea; Plexauridae. The record is from the annotation of a GenBank genome assembly.
AUGUUUGAACUUGAUGAGAUUAUGCGACAAAGAGAAAGUAAAAUGUUUGCUGAAAUCUUAAACAGGUUACGAGAAGGUAAACAUACAACUACUGAUCUUCAAAAGCUGAAGGAAAGAUGCGUUCAGGAAUCGAAUUGUCCUCAAGAAGCUCCACGCUUGUUUAUUCAAAAUGCUUUAGUAGACAAAUAUAAUGAACAAGUAUAUGAAUCAUUUACUGAUAAUAGAUAUACAAUUAAAGCUCAAGAUAGUGUUAUUGGGGCAGCUUCAGCUGAACUUAAGGAAAAAAUAAUGAGGCAAUACCUUAUGUUCCGUUAAGAAAUUCUAAACAGUUAGCUCACAAACUAAAACUUGCUGUUGGGCAACGUACAGAAGUUGCAACAAAUGUGCGAACUGAUGAUGGUCUUACAAAUGGGGCAAGUAACAUUAUAAAGUUGAUACAGCUCACUGAUGUGAAUGAACCUUCGGGUCUUAUCUGGGUCCAAUUUGAUUAUGAAGAUGUUGGUAGAAAAACUCGUCAAGAAAACAGAACGCUUUAUGCCAGAGGAAUUCAAAGCACAUGGACACCAAUUAAACCUGUCACAACCCAAUUUCCAGUUGAUAGAACGAAAUCUGCUCAAGUUGUUAGGAAACAGUUUCCAUUGCGACCAGCAUCAGCAAAAACUGUUCAUAGAUCACAAGGUGAUACUCAAACACAGAUUGUUGUAAACCUAAACAGCAACAGAGCUUUUCCUCACAUUCAUUAUGUUGCUUUAAGUCGGGUUACAACAAUAGAAGGAUUAUACAUCACUGAUCUAUGUGAAGACAAGAUAUCUGUUGACCAAAGAGUUGUCAAGGAAAUGGAAAUCUUAAGAACCGAACAAAGUUUGAAUCUUUGUUUCAAACCACUUUAUAUGUUGGAUCAAUCUGAUUUGAAAGUUUGUUACCUCAAUGCAAGAUCUCGCAUAAACACAUUGAAGAUGUUCGAAAAGACAUUAAUCACUCGUCUAUGGAUAUUGUGA